Messenger RNA from Monodelphis domestica (gray short-tailed opossum), 2890 nucleotides. It is a transcript of the gene CAMK1G, whose product is annotated as calcium/calmodulin dependent protein kinase IG. NCBI's taxonomy places the organism in Eukaryota, Metazoa, Chordata, Mammalia, Didelphimorphia, Didelphidae. Gene Ontology annotation, molecular function: ATP binding; protein kinase activity. Gene Ontology annotation, biological process: protein phosphorylation. The record is from RefSeq and is a predicted model, not a curated record.
GCGAAUGCUUUUCCUGGGCAAGAUAAGAGACUGCUCAAAUCCAGGGAAUGCAAAGCUGGGGAGAGAGGCAGGAGAGAUGCAAUCUCCCCUAGCCACUUUUACUCCCCUUUAAGGACUGCCUGGUUACGGUCCUGGGAAAGAAAACCCCUGCAUUCCUUCCCUUUAAUUCCAGUUUAUUGUUAGAGCGGCGAGGCAGCUAGCUAAUCCUCGCAGACCUGUAGGAGCCCAAGCUGGAGCGCAGAGGAGCAAUUCUUGACGAGUCUCUGGGUAAGGUGAAGCGGCUCCUUUCGUGGCCACACCGUGCUCUCUCCUUGCCUCGCGGGAAGCAUGCAUCCGUCGCUGGGCGGAGGGACUGGGGCUCCUGUGACUAUUGCCGGGCAGGCAAGGGAGGCACUGGCCAGUGCGGAGCUUGGGCGGCUCCAGCAUGUCAUUGACUCUCUCCCUAUGCUGGAAUCCCCAGAUUCAACUCUGGAGGCAAUGGGCCGAAAAGAAGAGGAUGAUUGUAGUUCUUGGAAGAAACAGACAACAAACAUUCGGAAAACUUUCAUCUUCAUGGAAGCACUGGGAUCAGGAGCUUUUUCAGAAGUUUUCCUGGUGAAGCAAAGGGUGUCUGGGAAGCUAUUUGCCCUGAAAUGCAUUAAAAAGUCUCCUGCCUUCCGGGACAGCAGCUUGGAGAAUGAAAUUGCAGUAUUGAAAAAAAUCAAGCAUGAGAACAUCGUGACCCUAGAAGACAUCUAUGAGAGCUCCACACACUACUACCUGGUCAUGCAACUAGUUUCUGGGGGAGAGCUGUUUGACCGGAUUCUGGAGCGAGGAGUUUACACUGAGAAGGAUGCCAGCCUGGUGAUUCAGCAGGUCCUAUCAGCAGUGAAAUACCUUCAUGAGAAUGGCAUUGUGCACAGGGACUUAAAGCCCGAAAACCUGCUCUACCUCACCCCAGAUGAGAACUCCAAAAUCAUGAUCACAGACUUUGGUCUAUCCAAGAUGGAACAGAGUGGUGUGAUGUCCACAGCCUGUGGGACUCCUGGCUAUGUGGCUCCAGAGGUGUUAGCUCAGAAGCCAUACAGCAAGGCUGUGGAUUGCUGGUCCAUCGGAGUCAUCACCUACAUUUUACUGUGUGGGUACCCCCCCUUCUAUGAGGAAACAGAAUCCAAGUUGUUUGAGAAGAUCAAGGAAGGCUAUUAUGAAUUUGAAUCUCCCUUCUGGGAUGACAUUUCUGAGUCGGCCAAAGAUUUCAUUUGCCACUUGUUGGAGAAGGACCCCAGUGAGAGGUACACCUGCGAGAAGGCUCUGAGUCACCCCUGGAUUGAUGGAAACACUGCCCUUCACAGGGACAUCUACCCAUCUGUCAGCCUCCAGAUCCAAAAGAAUUUCGCCAAGAGCAAAUGGAGGCAAGCCUUCAAUGCCGCCGCUGUGGUCCAUCAUAUGAGAAAACUACACAUGAACCAGCAUGCCUCCGAGGCCCGCCGAGAGUCAGAAGGGGCUCGACCCGCCGCCGUGCAGACAUCUGAGCUCUCCGGGUCCAGCGCCCCCGUGCUCAGCAGCCCCAAGGCCCCUCCUCUGGGCAAGAAGCUGGCAGCUCCCAUAUCCACCUGGAUACCCUGCCAGCAUGGCCCCUGUCACCCCGCCCUGAACAGCACCAUCUCUGAGAGCAAGUCCGUCAAUUGCCUAAUCAAUGGCUCCCUGCAGAUCAGCAGCAGCCUCGUUCCCAUGCACCACAGGGCCCUGGGCAGGGGGCCCUGUGGCUGCUGCUCCAGCUGUCUGAGCAGCGGGGAGACCGGAAAGGCAUCCUUUGGCUCCGAACCAGCACUCUUCAAAAAGGCCAACAAAAAACAGAACUUCAAGUCAGAGGUUAUGGUCCCUGUUAAAAGCAGUCACCAUUCUCACUGCCGUUCGGGGCAGACUGGAGUCUGUCUGAUCAUGUGAUCCACGGUGCCCUCGUCUCGCGUUUUCUCAACAAUUUUUUUUUCGGAAAGAUAAGGGACUCUCCUCUGCACUUCCAGACCAGAAAAACACCCUGAAAUGAAGAAAACAGGAGCAAGCCCAAAGAGCCCUCAGGAGAAGAGCAGGGCCUAUCCCGGGGCAUUUUCUGGUGACAAAGCAGCAGGCUGGAUGGUCAGUAGCCCAGGUCCACCAGGAGCAAGCUGCACAGUGGAAAGGUCUCUGGUGAGGCUAGUGGCAGGUGGAAAGGAUCCUCCGACUUCCAGAUCUCCUCAAUGCGAUUGCCCCACUCUACCCCCAGCCUCCACCCCCAUCCCCAUCACCCUCUGUUCAGUGUACAUAGAUUGCUCUUCUCACAGGUCCAUGUGUUGUGCAGAGCUGAACAGGCUGGCUGAGCUAUGGCAUCCCUUUUGACAAAGCCAUAAGGACCAUCCAUCGCCUUAUGUUCCCGUGCUCCCACCCACCUGCUUCCAAUACAAACCUCCUGGGCCUUCACCCUGGCGAGUUCCAUUCUCUUGUUGACCCUUGUUACAUAACUGCGUGCAAGCAUGAAUGUUCUUAUUGGGUUUUGACAGUUAAUUCCUCGUGCUCUUCCUGUCUCCCUGGCAAAUUUCUAGUACAGGCCAACCUUCUCCCAGGAUUAUUUCAGAACCAUUUCCUUUCCCCACUCCCUCUCAGUGAUAUCACAGGCUCCAAAGCCACACCGAGAUAAAUUUCUACUUGACCCCUCUUUGGGGAUCACCUUCCCAAUUCCCAAUCACCCCCGCCCCCAUUAAUACAUAAAAUCGAGAGCUAUUUUUUCAUUUCGACCAAUAAAGAUCUAAAAACCCGGAAGUUUUCUCUCCCCGGAAGUUCCUCCUCUAAUUCCUUUUCCUUCUCUUGGGUACGGCUUCUACUCUUUCAGUCCUCUUUCUGUGUUGUGCUCAAUAAAAUGGACAUAUUUUCUUUA